Molecule: messenger RNA, 4825 nt
Organism: Galleria mellonella (greater wax moth)
Lineage: Eukaryota; Metazoa; Arthropoda; Insecta; Lepidoptera; Pyralidae
Gene: Cul4
Product: cullin-4A
Exons: 13
Coding region: 148-2520 (790 amino acids)
Biological process (GO): ubiquitin-dependent protein catabolic process; protein ubiquitination; DNA damage response
Cellular component (GO): Cul4-RING E3 ubiquitin ligase complex
Molecular function (GO): ubiquitin protein ligase binding
Source: RefSeq, a predicted model, not a curated record
ACUAGAUUAUGAAACACAAACGUAAUGGUGAUCGCCGUGAUUUGUAGUAAACUUGACUGAAUCUUUUUAAUUUUAUUUGUAUUUUCUAAUUAAUUAAUAUUGCUCCUAUAAUUUAGUACUGUGGCUACGGCCAUAUCAUGCUUUCUUAUGUCGGCAUUAGCUAAAACUUCAAUUUUAACCGAAGAGGGUGGAAAUCAGUGCAGAAAACGUUCUCUUCCAUCCAGUGAACAGUGCAAUAAAAGAUCAAAAACCGACGAUAUGAGUGCCAACGAGAAGAAAUCAAACUUUUCAUUGUUAAAUCCAAACAAUGGGACAAUUAAAACGAAUACGUCGUCUAUGAAUAAGCCAGGGGCAGCUACUAAGAAACUUAUUAUAAAAAAUUUCAAAAGCAAACCAAAUCUACCGGAGAACUAUCAGGAGACGACAUGGAGCAAAUUACGCGAAGCUGUGAUUGCUAUACAGACGUCGAAGGCGAUAGCCUAUUCCUUGGAGGAACUGUACCAAGCGGUUGAAAAUAUGUGCAGUCAUAAGAUGGCAUCUCAACUGUAUGUGAACUUAACAAAUUUAGUAGAAGCCCAUGUGAAGGCUAAUAUAGAACAAUUCCUGUCGGAGAGCAUGGACCGGCAAGUAUUCCUGAAGAGGAUGGAUGACUGCUGGCGUGCACACUGCCGACAGAUGAUCAUGAUACGCAGCAUCUUCCUCUAUUUGGAUCGCACUUACGUCCUGCAAAACCCUAGUAUACAUUCAAUAUGGGACAUGGGUCUAGAUUUAUUCCGGCAUCAUAUAGCUAUGAAUACACUAGUUCAAACGCGCACAGUGGAUGGACUGCUGCUACUAAUAGAGAGGGAACGAGGAGGAGACGCAGUGGACAUCUCAUUGCUGAAGAGCCUCUUACGCAUGCUCUCUGAUUUACAAAUAUAUCAGAAAGCAUUUGAAAAUAAGUUCCUGCAAGCAACCGAGCGAUUGUACGCGGCGGAGGGCCAACGCCUGAUGCGCGAGCUAGCCGUCCCCCAGUACUUGGCUCAUGUAGAGAAGCGAUUACGGGAAGAAAACGAGCGUCUACUGCAUUAUCUCGACCCUUCAACCAAAUGGCAAUUAAUUCACACAGUAGAACGACAAUUACUUAGUGAACACCUGUCUGGUAUCCUGAGCAAAGGUUUGGAGACUCUGAUGGACGGUCCAAGGUUGUCUGACCUCACCACACUGUAUAAUUUGUUCAGCCGAGUCAAGGAUGGCCUUAAUGAACUCUGUAAUCACUUCAAUGCUUAUAUUAAGAAAAAAGGUCGCACGAUAGUAAUAGAGCCAGAGCGCGACAAGACGAUGGUGGCGGAGCUAUUAGAAUUCAAGGAGCAAUUAGACCACAUAGUGAACACGUGCUUCCAGAGGAACGACAAGUUCCUCUACUCCAUGAGGGAAGCCUUCGAGUUCUUCAUCAACCAGCGGCAGAAUAAACCUGCUGAGCUUAUUGCCAAAUUCGUCGACGUGAAACUUCGCGCCGGCAACAAAGAAGCGACUGAAGAAGAAUUAGAGCGACUACUAGACAAAAUAAUGGUACUUUUCCGAUUUAUCCACGGCAAGGAUGUGUUCGAAGCGUUUUAUAAGAAGGAUCUCGCUAAAAGGUUACUGGUUGGCAAGUCAGCUUCGGUGGACGCUGAGAAGUCGAUGUUGAGUAAGCUAAAACAGGAGUGCGGCGGGGGAUUCACUUGUAAACUAGAAGGCAUGUUUAAAGAUAUGGAGCUGUCGAAGGAUAUCAAUAUUACUUACAAGCAGCACUUGACGGCGAUGAAGGAGGGCGGCGGACUAGAACUAUCGGUGUACAUCCUAACGAUGGGCUUCUGGCCGACAUACGCGCCGGUGGAGGUGCGGCUGCCGAUCGAGCUGACACGCCACCAGGAUCACUUCACUAAGUUCUACCUCGCCAAGCACUCGGGCCGCAAGCUGCAGUGGCAGGCCACGCUCGGACACUGUGUGCUGCGCGCCAACUUCACACAGGGUAACAAAGAGCUGCAAGUGUCGCUGUUUCAAGCGCUUGUUCUGCUGCUGUUCAACGAUGGAGACAACCUCUCUUUUGAAGAAAUCAAGACUGCCACCAACAUAGAGGAGGGCGAGCUGCGUCGCACCCUGCAGUCGCUGGCGUGUGGCAAGGCGCGCGUGCUGACCAAGGCGCCGCGCGGCCGCGAGGUCGACGACACCGACCACUUCUCCUUCAACGCGGACUUCACCAACAAGCUGUUCCGCAUUAAAAUCAACCAGAUACAGAUGAAGGAGACGAGUGAAGAACAGAAGGCGACCGAGGAGCGCGUCUUCCAAGACAGACAGUACCAGAUCGAUGCGGCCAUAGUGCGUGUCAUGAAGAUGCGGAAAGCGCUCUCUCACAACCUGCUCAUCUCUGAACUGUACAACCAACUCAAGUUCCCUGUUAAGCCGGCCGACCUCAAGAAACGCAUCGAGUCGCUGAUCGAUCGAGAUUACAUGGAACGGGACAAGGACAACCCCAACCAGUACAACUACGUGGCAUAAUCGCGGCGUCCGCGAGUGCACACCCCCGCAGGCGUAGCCGCUCGCCUCCGCCCGCUUCCGUUCGCAUCCGUUCGCGUCCGUUCACCUCCGUACGAAUCUGAAUCCGGUGCGAAAAUUUACUACAUUUGGAGUGAGAUGUAGCGGGCGGCUAGACAUGUAUAAAAGACGGUUAUGUGAAUGAAACUACCUUAUAGUUGUGUGGAACAAAUAAAUAUUUAUCUUAAACAGAUUGUUGCAAGAGAAAUGUAAUGUGAGAAAACUGGAAACAGAAUAGACAAACAGUUAACAUUCAAGUGUUUAUUUUAAAUAAAAAGAAAAUUAUAUAGUCAAUCAAAAAUUAUCGGCAGAUGUAAGAGGCUACGCUUGUCCCCAUAUUGUCUCUAAAUACGUAUCAUUUCUUUUCAAUCUACAAGUGUACCUUACUGUUAAAGGAGUCCAACCGCUGAAUUUAUUUAAAAGGGCUACAAGUUCUUUAUUGAAUAAAUAAAGAGGUUUAACAUCAAUAAAACCGCUAUUAUGUUGAUUUAUAUAUGUAAAUAUCAUACGAACUCAUAAAGAAAUUAUAUAUGAGUGACACAUAUAGUCUCCAAAUUUAGGAAAUAACAUUAUUUCUGUUUAGAUUGUGUAUCUGCAUCAAAAACCAUUCAGUUUAUGUCCCCUAAAAAGCUACGAUGAAGUACACUGAGCCUUGUAACAAAAAAAUGUACAGAUUUAUUGGCCAAAUUUAAAUAAAGCACAGGAUUUACAUUUCUACUAAUAUUGCAUAAUUUAUCCAAAUAUUAAAAAGUGCUGAAAAAGUGGAAUAUUCAACCAAAACAUGUUUCUAAGAGUCUGAUGAAAAACUUUUAUGCUGGUAUGCUGAAACCGUAGAUUCAGAUGGGCUAAAACAAAUUAAAUAGAUAACAUUUUUACUCAAGAAUUUAGUAAAGUUAAAACCAAAGUGUGUAGAACAUUCAAACUAGAUCCUCGAAUUAAUUUAUCUACAUAUAUCCUAUAGAAAUGUCUAGAAACAACGCUGCACAUUCGGAAUCUGGUUCCAUUAUAAAUAUAAUUAAAUAAGUAUAAUUACAGCUUGGAAACAUAACGUGUGAUAUUAGACAAUGGAUCAUCCUCCGAUAGAACGGACUCGCUCAUUUGUAGUGUUGCUUUAGAUUUUGUGUAGAUACAUUGAUUUUUAGUUAUGUAAGAACAUGCAUAGAAGCUUAUGUCCUUGAUGUUUCACAUUUUUAUAUAUUAAUUAUAUUUUAAAUAUCGAAUUUGCGUCUAUCAGAGCUCAUUCUUGAUUUAUGGAUUGUGAAUGGUACCAAUACACAUGCUUAAUUAUAAAGAUUUUUACAAAAAAAAAAAAACAAACACCUUCAAUUGCGACCAGUUAAUUUGGUCUAAAAAACCAAGUUACUGAACCGAUUUUGAUAACAUUUUUAUGAAACCAAGCUAUAUCUUUUCAGAUAAAAAAAAAUCCCAAAUCGGUUUACAAUUUGCUAAGAGGUAACGUAACAUUAAAAAAUAAUGCAACCGAAUUAAGAUCCUAUUUUUUUUAUAAUUGAAAAUAUAUAAAUAUCAUAAAUUAUACCUACAUUUGUAAUAUUUUACUUACAUAAUACUAUUUCUACCUUCUUACCUCUUACUUCGUCGUACCUAUUUUACCUCCACCAAGCUUUUCAUUUCCAGAGUGAAAUUACAUCUGUUUUUGAAGGCUGAGAAUAAAUGUGUCAUCAUCACGGUAUAUAUAUAUCAGAUAUAUAUAUAUAUAUAUAUAUAUAUAUAUAUAUAUAUAUAUAUAUAUAUAUAUAUAUAUAUAUAUAUAUAUAUAUAUAUAUAUAUAUAUAUAUAUAUAUACAUUUAGUCGCUAUUAUUAACGGGUAGAGGGAUGCCAAUAAUAGUGGGUACAUAAUGUAUGAAUUAGUAAUUUCAGCCAAUAUUUGAAGAGCAUGAGAUAGGUUUUAUGGGUCGGUAUACGCGAGUGAUACCUUACCCCAUCACAAAUUAAUGCUUAUGCACAAGUAUGCUUGGUUUCAAAAUAAAGUUACAUUUGUUAUCAGCAUUAAACAUGUGUAUUGGCGGCAUAAUUGUGGAAUGUGUAUUAUAUGAGUAAUAUAUUUCUAUUUGUACAUUUUGUAUCUUUUUUUUUUUUUAUACAAGAGUGUGUUUACUCGAGACCACAGUCUACAAAUUGUUUUGCAUAGUUCAUAUUAUGUUGCUUUUUAGUUCACGUUUUGUCUACACAACUAGUGCCCAAGUUAGAUUUCCAUCGAGUUACGUCAAAAUGGAGGGAUCGCUGAAUAAAUACUAUUUAUAAUUUUCA